AUGUUGAAGCAAAAAAUCUCACCCACCUUUCCUCUCCUCCUCCUCCGCCGUCUCUCCACCAUUUCCGACGCCGGAUUCACUCUCAAUCUCCCAAAACUCGAACCUUCAAAUGACGCCGAACUGAUCUCCCAAAUCCUCGUCACCAAUCACAACCCUUUCCACUUUAUGGAAUCAUCUCUGCAACUCCAAGGAAUCUCCCUCUCUCCUCACCUCAUCAACCAAACCCUCCUUCGUCUCCGUCACAAUUCCAAAAUCGCCCUCGCUUUCUUCCAGUAUCUACGAUCCUUACCCUCUCCUUCCACUUCAACAACACUCACCUCUUUCAACUUAAUCAUCGACAUCCUCGGAAAAGUUCGUCAGUUCGACGUCGUUAGGCAGCUAAUCGUGGAGAUGGAGCAGCAGGAAAACGUUAAACCUUCUCCGGAGACGUUUCUCAUCCUCAUCAAACGUUUAAUCGCCGCCGGACUCACGCGUCAAGCCGUACGAGCUUUUGAUGAUGCGCCUUGUUUCCUCGAGAGUCGUCUCGGUGUAGAAGAAUUCGGGUUUCUUCUCGAUACGCUCUGUAAAUACGGAUACACGAAAAUGGCUGUUGGGGUUUUCAAUGAACGGAAAGUUGAGUUUGGGUGUAAUGAGAAGACUUACACGAUUUUGAUUGCUGGUUGGUGUAAGCUCGGGAGGAUUGACAUGGCGGAGAGAUUCUUGGCGGAGAUGAUUGAAUCUGGGAUCGAACCAAACGUUGUCACGUAUAAUGUUUUGCUCAAUGGGAUUUGCCGGACGGCGAGUUUGCAUCCGGAGGAGAGGUUUGAGAGGAACGUGAGAAAUGCAGAGAAGGUGUUCGAUGAAAUGCAUCAGAGAGGGAUAGAGCCUGACGUCACGAGUUUCUCUAUUGUGCUUCAUAUGUAUAGUCGAGCUCAUAAAUCCGAGUUGACGUUGGAUAAGUUGAAGCUGAUGAAGGCGAAAGGGAUUAGCCCGACGAUGGAAACGUACACUUCGGUUGUGAAAUGUCUCUGUUCUUGUGGGAGAUUGGAGGAAGCAGAGGAGUUGCUUGAAACAAUGGUGGAAAAUGGGAUAAGCCCUUCGUCUGCGACAUACAAUUGUUUUUUCAAGGAAUACAAAGGAAGAAAAGAUGCUAAUGGGGCAAUGAAUCUUUAUAGGAAGAUGAAAAGUGGAUUGUGCAAGCCGGAUACGCAGACGUAUAAUGUUCUGUUGGGUACGUUUAUCAAUUUGGGGAAGAUGGAGACUGUGAAAGAGAUAUGGGAUGAUCUGAAAGCAAGCGAAACGGGUCCAGAUUUGGAUUCGUAUACUUCCUUAGUUCAUGGGUUGUGUAGCAAGGAGAAAUGGAAAGAGGCUUGUGGGUAUUUUGUUGAGAUGAUAGAGAAAGGUUUCUUGCCACAAAAGCUAACUUUUGAGACAUUGUAUAGAGGAUUAAUACAAUCUGAUAAGUUGAGGACUUGGAGGAGGUUGAAAAAGAAACUCGACGAGGAAUCUAUCACCUUUGGCUCUGAGUUUCAGAGAUACCCUUUUGAGCCCUACAAGAGAUGAUAUUGAAAGUUUUGUGUAACUGAAUUGGCGAUGAAGCAUUAUGCGCAAAUCAGCUAUGGCCAAAUGUGAGGCAAUGAAGCUUAGGCCAUGAUCUUCACCUAAGAGAUUGAUUCUCAGCUGCUGAAAGCUAGGAAGGAAGAUCCAAGACUCCAUUAACUCAUCGUUAUCAUGACAGCUUUGAAUGAUCUGUACUUGUGGUGAAUACUGUAACUUCGUCGUUUGAGACUCAAAUUUUC
Molecule: messenger RNA, 1778 nt
Organism: Eutrema salsugineum
Lineage: Eukaryota; Viridiplantae; Streptophyta; Magnoliopsida; Brassicales; Brassicaceae
Product: pentatricopeptide repeat-containing protein At2g13420, mitochondrial
Exons: 1
Coding region: 1-1542 (513 amino acids)
Molecular function (GO): protein binding
Source: RefSeq, a predicted model, not a curated record